CCGAGACUCUCCAGGACCUCCUCUGCACGCAGGAAGUUCCCUCCGCGGCUGUCAGAUCGAGCACCAUGCCCCUGUCAUCAGAUCCGAGCUAGGCUCCUUGCUGCACGGUGGAGAGGCUCCCUUAAGACAUUUGUCCUUGAAACUGCACCAAACUCUUGGAAGAACCCAGAACGCGCUUCUCUGCAGAAUGUCAAACAAAGACCGACACAUUGAUUCCAGCUGCUCGUCCUUCAUCAAGACGGAACCCUCCAGCCCGGCCUCCCUGACGGACAGCGUCAACCACCACAGCCCCGGCGGCUCGUCGGACGCCAGCGGGAGCUACAGCUCGACCAUGAAUGGCCACCAGAACGGACUCGACUCGCCGCCCCUCUACCCGUCCGCCCCCAUCCUGGGCGGCGGCGGGCCCGUCAGGAAACUCUACGACGACUGCUCCAGCACCAUCGUGGAGGACCCCCAGACCAAGUGCGAGUACAUGCUCAACUCCAUGCCCAAGAGACUGUGUUUGGUGUGCGGCGACAUCGCCUCUGGGUACCACUACGGGGUGGCGUCCUGCGAGGCCUGCAAGGCGUUCUUCAAGAGGACGAUCCAAGGUAACAUAGAGUACAGCUGUCCGGCUACGAAUGAAUGUGAAAUCACAAAGCGUCGACGUAAAUCCUGCCAGGCUUGCCGCUUCAUGAAGUGUUUGAAAGUGGGCAUGCUGAAGGAAGGGGUGCGUCUGGACAGAGUGCGUGGAGGUCGGCAGAAGUACAAGCGCAGAAUAGACGCGGAGAACAGCCCGUACCUGAACCCUCAGCUGGUUCAGCCAGCCAAGAAGCCAUAUAACAAGAUUGUUUCCCAUUUGUUGGUGGCUGAACCGGAGAAGAUCUAUGCCAUGCCCGACCCUACCGUCCCCGACAGUGACAUCAAAGCCCUCACCACACUGUGCGACCUGGCCGACCGAGAGCUGGUGGUCAUCAUCGGAUGGGCGAAGCAUAUUCCAGGCUUCUCCACGCUGUCCCUGGCCGACCAGAUGAGCCUCCUGCAGAGCGCCUGGAUGGAGAUCCUGAUCCUGGGCGUGGUCUACCGCUCUCUCUCCUUCGAGGACGAGCUCGUCUAUGCAGACGACUAUAUCAUGGACGAAGACCAGUCCAAGUUGGCCGGCCUCCUUGACCUAAACAAUGCCAUCCUGCAGCUGGUCAAGAAGUACAAGAGCAUGAAGCUGGAGAAAGAAGAGUUCGUCACCCUCAAAGCAAUAGCCCUCGCGAAUUCAGACUCCAUGCACAUAGAAGACGUGGAGGCCGUCCAGAAGCUCCAGGACGUCCUGCACGAGGCCCUGCAGGACUACGAGGCCGGCCAGCACAUGGAAGACCCGCGCCGGGCCGGCAAGAUGCUGAUGACCCUGCCGCUGCUCAGGCAGACGUCCACCAAGGCCGUGCAGCACUUCUACAGCAUCAAACUGGAAGGCAAGGUGCCCAUGCACAAACUCUUUCUGGAAAUGCUGGAGGCCAAGGUCUGACCCACGUCCUCCCGGGCCGCCCUCUCCUGCUCGCCGGAAAAGGGGAAACCAACCCGAGAAGAGUGAAGUCGAGGAAACUUUAGAGUUUAGUUACCGCCAUCCGAAAUCAGCCGAGACUGCGCCGGUCAUGUAGCAGGAAAGCUAUGAAGCAGCUUCCAGAUGCCUCACCUGUUUUUCUCAUUUCUCUC
Molecule: messenger RNA, 1683 nt
Organism: Miniopterus natalensis
Lineage: Eukaryota; Metazoa; Chordata; Mammalia; Chiroptera; Miniopteridae
Gene: ESRRG
Product: estrogen related receptor gamma
Biological process (GO): retinoic acid receptor signaling pathway; regulation of DNA-templated transcription
Cellular component (GO): nucleus
Molecular function (GO): zinc ion binding; nuclear steroid receptor activity; steroid binding
Source: RefSeq, a predicted model, not a curated record